Messenger RNA from Mastomys coucha (southern multimammate mouse), 5910 nucleotides. RefSeq names its product nuclear casein kinase and cyclin dependent kinase substrate 1 (gene Nucks1). The transcript has 7 exons. Bases 252 to 983 code for a protein of 243 amino acids. The record is from RefSeq and is a predicted model, not a curated record. Gene Ontology annotation, biological process: interstrand cross-link repair; double-strand break repair via homologous recombination. Gene Ontology annotation, molecular function: single-stranded DNA binding; double-stranded DNA binding. Gene Ontology annotation, cellular component: cytoplasm. NCBI's taxonomy places the organism in Eukaryota, Metazoa, Chordata, Mammalia, Rodentia, Muridae.
GGGUUUGGUUGCACCGCGGCUUUGGCGCAUUUUCGGCUGGUUUGAUUCAUCCAUUUUGAAGAGACGGGGGAGCGGGGGGCUCGUCAGAUCCUGGGGCCUGAAACAAGCAGUCGCGGACUCAGAGAAGCCAGCAGCUCGGGGCUCGGCAGAAGCGGCCCCGCCGGCCGGAGCGGGGGGGUGGGGCGCCGAGUGCGCGGGGAGGGGGGUCCUGGUCCUCUGCUCCUCGACUUGGUCGCGCCUCGACAGCGAACAUGUCUCGGCCUGUCAGAAAUAGGAAGGUCGUUGAUUACUCGCAGUUUCAGGAAUCAGAUGAUGCAGAUGAAGAUUAUGGAAGAGAUUCAGGCCCUCCUGCUAAGAAGAUUCGGUCGUCUCCCCGAGAGGCUAAAAAUAAGAGGCGAUCUGGAAAAAAUUCACAAGAAGACAGUGAAGACUCGGAAGAAAAAGAUGUGAAGACCAAAAAGGAUGAUUCUCACUCAGCAGAGGACAGUGAAGAUGAAAAAGAUGAUCAUAAAAAUGUACGCCAGCAACGACAGGCAGCAUCUAAAGCAGCUUCUAAGCAGAGAGAGAUGCUCUUGGAAGAUGUUGGCAGUGAGGAAGAGCCAGAAGAAGAUGACGAGGCGCCAUUCCAGGAGAAAGAUUCUGGCAGCGACGAAGAUUUCCUAAUGGAAGACGACGAUGAUAGUGAUUAUGGCAGUUCAAAAAAGAAAAACAAAAAGAUGGUUAAGAAGUCCAAACCUGAGAGAAAAGAAAAGAAAAUGCCCAAACCCAGACUAAAGGCUACAGUGACGCCAAGUCCGGUGAAAGGUAAAGGGAAAGUGGGUCGCCCCACAGCUUCAAAGACAUCAAAGGAAAAAACUCCUUCUCCCAAAGAAGAGGACGAGGAAGCAGAAAGCCCUCCAGAAAAGAAGACGUCUGCAAGCCCCCCUCUCGAGAAGUCUGGAGAUGAAGGGUCUGAGGAGGAAGCUGCAUCUGGGGAAGAUUAAAAGUGAUAUUUGGGGAGAGGUUUUAUUAAAAACAAAAAAGGAAACCUCCAUAGGACACGGUUUGGGCUGUGGCUUGACUCAUGGGCUUUCAGUGCUGUUUCAUUUGUCUAGAAUAAUGUUUUUCUCUUUAUCAUCUAUCUCUUUCUCUCUCAAAACCGUUGUAUGCUGACGUGUUUAAGUUGCCAUUUUAUCUCAGUCUUUUCUUUGCCAAUCCCCUCCCCCCACAAAAGCCAUGUCAAUUAAUCACUGGAUUGACUGUUUCAUCUUUGUGUUUUUAAUGGAGGGAAGGAAUGUCAUGGCUGCAAAGCAAUAAGAUUUGAGGUGGACGCUAUGGAAACUGCUUCUUGCUAGAGAAACAGCAACUUGAACAGUAAUCAAAAACAAAACUAGGAAGGUUUUAAUUAAAUAAUUGUUCUUUCUUUUCCUGUACUUUUGACAGACCAGUUGUCACUUACAGAGUUUAUAUGUCUAAACUGUAAAUCUCAAAAAGAAUCAUGACUCUAAAUUUGUACUAGGGAGGCAGUUGAGGUAAACAUGAAUUCUGGAUUCUUAACUCAGUACACGAUAUUUCUUUGGGUGUGGAGGGAAUGGUGUUCCUGGAACUUGGUAUAUUUGUUAUUUUCAAAGAUAUUCAGAGCCAGUGGUUCUUUUGUCUUAAUAAGGUCUUUUUUUUUUUUAAGUGGGCCAGAAUCAGUCUUAAUUUCAUAUUUCAUUCAUGUUUUCAUUGAUUCAAGUUUUUAAAAUACAUCCUGUUUUGGGGUAAAGUUUUACCAGUGAUCCAAAAUUAAAAAAAGAUUUCUUUGAAUUUCGAUGAUGAAUCUACCCCCUCAGUGCAUUUCUUCACAGGCUGACAAUGUUAAAGUUUUAAGCAAAUAAAAAUUUGAGUUAGUGUGAAACUCAGAUACAAAAGAUUGAAAUUUAUCCUUUAUGAAUACAAAUAGUUGAAAUGAGGGCCCAAAAACCAUGCCAUUUCUAUUUGGGAAUAGAAACACUUGUUUCCUUUUGGUAUUUAAAUCUUUCCUUCGUAGUCACAUGAUAAUUGCAUAAUCUCACAACCUCUUCCUGCUGCUUCCAUACUGUGGAGCUGUUUGCUUCUUAGUUGGUCUGACCCUCCUUUCUUAUUUAUGCUUCUUUAAAGCAAGAGCCUGAGUCUCAAUGGGAUGAGCGAACUGUAUUUUAGGGUGCCUAUGUGCCAUUGAUAAUAGUCUAGAUACCCUAGCAAAGCAUCAAGAACAGGUUUGAUCCUCCACAUUCAGGUCCCAUUUGCCAAUAGACUCAAAGAUUAGGGGUCCUAUUAUGCUACUAAAUUAAAUUAAAGAUUUAGUGAAGUAAUUUCUGUAUAUUUUUCUGCACUUAAGCUAAAUUUGCUUCCUCAGUAUUCUGCUUUUGUGUUUUUUAAGUGACAUAUUUGUCUCGGACAAUGUCAUUUUCUUAUAGGUGUUCGUAGGACAAAGGGUUAUUUAAGAAAUAUUUUUACUCUGGUUUUUAAGACACUUUAAAGAACAUUCUUAGAUCUGCUUUAAAAUAAAUAAAUGAGUAAAUAAAGCACCUAGUGGCAGAGAGUUAUUUCAACCCUGCACUGCUAAUAAUAAAUGAGUUUAACAUGGCCAAAAUAGGAACUUGAACAUAAGCAGUUGAAUUAUUGUAUUCUAUGAUGGAUAUAUAGUUGUGAGCUGUGUAGUGGGUUUUACUGAUUAUUCUAUUUGCUGUGGUGGGCUUGCUCAGGAACCCGUCCUUAAAGAAGAGACUCUCCAUUUCCACCAGGCAUCUCUCCCUUUUAGGGGUUUAUAACUCAGUCUUACAUUCCUAGUGACAUUGGGCUUUUCUUAGGUUAUGUUUCAUGAGAAUUUGUGGGUAGGGUCUCUUUCAACUUAAGCCUCAAUUUUUUUUUAACAAUCUCUUUAAUAAUCUGCACUAACUUCUCUUGAUUUCAUCUACCUAUAAUUGAGAAAUAAUAUCUUUUAGGUUACUUGUAUAAAAGGUGUGUCUGAUUGGACUUGUUUAGAAUCCCUUUUAAAACCAACUCACUAGAUUGAAGAUAUAUUUUCUAAUUACAGGUCGGUUGGGUUAAUGGUGUCUCAAGUGAGCACACGAGCUCUAAGUGACCUUUGUUUUCACUCUUUUUAGUGAUUUAUAGCAUUCUGGUCUUCCCUUCAAAUCAUGCAUGCAAACAGGAAGACAUUUAAUGUGACUCAACUGGAAACAGGUGCUCAGCAGUUAGGUAUAAUAAUGACACGAGGGUAUGUUCAUAGUGACUGGCCCUUGGCACCUCCAUGGCUAACUCUCUGUCCUCCUUUCUUUCUAGUGUGCCUAUAGUGAAGUGGCAAUGUAUUCACUGUCUUAAUUUGCAGUGCUCAGGAAUGGGAUGUCCAUUUGAAGGUGCUUGUUAGCAAAGCUCAGCUAGGUUUACCUCCUUAAUGGAUGCAGCAGUUCAGCUAACACUACAUUCUAGUUCUCCAGGCGUUGGUUAAAGCCUUUGUCUCCCCUGGCAGAAAUGGGAGCCACCACUGAUGGGGUUUAGGAGAGAGGACCCAAAGGGUAUAUUCUAAAUAUCUGCUGAAGCCCUUAACUGCUUUCAGUACCUCCCUCUUCAUAUUAACCUUACAAAGGAAAACUAAUGGUAGGAUAAAUGUUUCUUUUUUUAGGCUAGUGAAAGAAUCCCCACAAACACCUUACCAACACCCCAGUAUUUUGUGUACCCCAGGCUGGCCUCAAAAUUGUUACGUGACUGAUCUUAAACUCAUGUUUUGUUUAGUUUUGUUUUCAAAAUAACUGAUCCUCCCCGCCCCCCGUCUUCAACGCUUAUAUACGGUACUAGUUCAGAUAGUAUUUUCUUCCACAUAAAAAUCAGUGGAAUUUGAGGUUAUAAUCAUGAAGAGCUUUUGAUGAAUAGAGUCAGCUGAUCUUGACCUUUUUUUGAGGCCUGGUUUCACUUUGUGGUCUGUCUGGGAGUCUUUUUUCCCCUACCCCUCACUCACACUGCUGGGAUUAAGGCCACCACGACAGGUGACACUUUUUAAAAUGGGCUUUUCUUUUUAUGUCCACAAACAUGUAGGUGGCAGGUUAGAGAGGGAAAUUGUGUAAACAAAACUCAGGUUUAGGGGCCCCUGCCACAGCAGACUUGACUAGAAGACACAAAGCUGUGUUGCUGCUGUGAAUCCGUGCCUGUUUGGACAGCCCUCUUUACCAGCAGCACCAGAAGCCACACUAGAAACAUGCCCACCUGUGACUGGGCAGGAAGAAAUGCGGCCUAGGCACCUCACGGUGUGUGGACGCAACAAGCAGUACAUGCUUCUUGCCAAAGGGGAGGGAAACUUAAAGCCACUGGUUGCUCUUGAGGGUAGAAUAUUGUCAUUUUCUCUCCGGAGGAAACUGCUGAAGAUCGGGAAGGUUUUCUUUUUUUGUUUUUGUUUUUUUUUUGUUUGUUUUUGUUUUUUAGUAUUGCGAUGUCAAGCUGUCAGUAGCCAUGUUGCUAUUUGAACCUCCUUUUCCCUUUGUCUUAGAAGAUACAUGAUUCUGAAAAUCAGAUCCAUAGAUGAUACUUUUGUUCAAAGCCUAAUUCACAGUGGUAUGAUUGUACUAACCACUAGGAGGUUCCCAUAUGCCUACCUGUUGCCAUGCCAAUGAAGAAGGAACUGGUGGCAUCUGAGCAUGCUCUGUGGCUGUAGAGCAUCACAGUUGGGUGGACACUUUGUAUAUUGGGAGAGGGGGGGUUUUCUAGAUCACGGGGGAGGGUAAAUUGAUUUUGGGGGUGUUGGGUUUUUUUCAGUUUUGGAGGUUUUAUUUGGUUUGGUUUGUUUGGGCUUUUUUGUUAUUUUUGCCUUUUGCUUUUUAUGGAGGGUUGGGGAGUAUAGUACUCAGUUAUGCCCUAAAAAUAACAUGUAUAAAACCCUGAAGUGUGAUGUGGGUAUGUGUGAGUGUGUGUUUGUAAAUGUCUGGCAGUUAAACCUUUGUCUUCUGGAAGUUAGUGAAUUUUUUCCCUUUUCCUCUGGAAGAAUUUGUUACAAGAUUUGUAAAUAAGAGCUCUACAUAGUCCGUGUACCAUGAACAUAUUGCAGCAAACCUUACAUGCUUCAUUCCUGCAAGGUUGACUUUGCCAGGUUGCUCAGCCACCACCAUCAGUUUGCUUUCAUUCAUCUCUUAGACUUAAUUUGCCAGUUCUAAAAACUCCUAGUCUUCUUCAAUUUUGUUCUUUAAUCUCUCAUGUUCUGAGCAGGAAGGGUCAGAAAGCUAGCCUAAUUGUCUUGGUUGGGCCAUGGCUGAGAGCCUGGUAUCCUUUUCAUCAUACUGCAGUGUAGCUUGAUACAUGGUUAGACAACAGAGGGUUGGGCAUUCUUGCAAUACCUUAGCAGUGCUGAGAUCUGCAGCAUGGUACUAAGGAAGCUAAAGUUUGAAUGUAACCACUUUAUUUAAAGGGUUUUAUUUUUUCUUUAAUUUAAAUGAAACCGAGUCGAAGUGAACAUGGUUUUGUUGGCCAUGUUCAUGAAUUAUAGAUACAGCAUACAUUGGUAGGAACUUGGUUUUGUUGACAAUGUUCAUGAAUUAUAGAUGCAACAUUGGUAGACUCAUGUGAUGGUCUGAUGUGAUACUUCAUUUCAUACAUUUACAUAUCCUGGUCUGUACACAUUUGCAUAAACAACAGCAACAACAAACUCCUGCCUUGCUCCGAUUGAAGGAUUUCCAGGACUGCUGUCUGCUCCUGAACUUUGUUUUAAGUAUGUGUAUCCUUUGCUUGUAUUUUGUAUUAAGGAAUAAGGAAAAGAACCCCUUAUUGUUGAGCAUGUUGGUGUUGUCCCCUUUAUUUUUUUCUUUUUCUUGGGGACAUAUGAAGCAAGUUAUUCUUUUUCUGUAUCUUUUUCUUUUCUUUUGUAAACCUUUUGGUUUGUUUUGUUUAAAAAUGGCUUUAUAAAAGGGCUUUUGUAACCCA